Molecule: messenger RNA, 1063 nt
Organism: Hemiscyllium ocellatum (epaulette shark)
Lineage: Eukaryota; Metazoa; Chordata; Chondrichthyes; Orectolobiformes; Hemiscylliidae
Product: troponin I, slow skeletal muscle-like
Exons: 8
Coding region: 1-771 (256 amino acids)
Biological process (GO): muscle contraction
Cellular component (GO): troponin complex
Source: RefSeq, a predicted model, not a curated record
AUGUUACUAGGAAUGGAGGAUUUGGGUUAUAAAAAUCAGCUGGAUAGGAUGGGACUCUUCACUGGAGAGCAGGAGUAUGAAGAAGAAGUUAUUGAGGAAACUGAAGAGACUGAAGAAGUAAUUGAGCCUGAGCCUGAGCCUGAGCCUGAACCAGAACCAGAACCACCAAAACCUGCACCUCCUCCUCGAGUUACUCCUUCUUCAAGAAUCCAAACGACUCAGAAUGCUAAAAGAAGUUGUAAGAUCUCAGCAUCACGCAAGCUCCAUCUCAAGAUUCUAAUGCUGGGCAAAGCCAAAGAAGACCUAGAACGAGAAAUAGCUGAACGAAAUAUAGAGAAGGAAAAAUUCCUUGCAGAGCGUGUACCUCCACUCAACUUCAGUGGCCUUUCACUUACUGACUUGCAAAAUUUGUGCAAAGAGCUUCACCAAAAAAUUGAGAUUGUUGAUGAAGAAAGGUAUGACUUUGAGUUUAAAGCUGGGAAGAACAACUAUGAGAUUCAUGAUCUUUCCUUGAAAAUUCUUGACCUGAGAGGGAAGUUUAAGCGACCCACUUUGCGUAGGGUCCGUGUUUCUGCUGAUGCUAUGUUGCGUGCCUUAUUGGGAUCUAAACAUAAAGUCUCUAUGGAUUUGAGAGCCAACUUGAAGUCAGUCAAAAAGGAUGAUACAGAAAAGGAGCGUAAUGUUGAGGUGAGUGACUGGCGUAAGAAUGUGGAAGCCAAGUCUGGCAUGGAGGGCAGAAAGAAGAUGUUUGAUGCUGCCACUACCCAGUGAAUAUUGCCAGGUAAUCCAGGUGGGCUAUUUCCACUGCUUUGAAAAUAGAGAGUGAAUAUGUUUGCUGAGCGCUUUCAACUCUGCAGUGUUUAGCAUGCCACAUUCUUGCAUUAUAAAAUAUUUUAAUAAAUUGUUUAAUGUUUACAAUUGUCUCCUGAAUUUUACAUCCAGCUAUUAGUUGUCUUGAACUUUUGGUAACUAAAAGCGCUGAAUUAUAAACUUCAAUAAGGUAUGUCAAAAAUAAUUUUCUGUCUUGUAUCCAAGAAUGCACAGUAAAAUAUUUACUCAUAAA